Menidia menidia (Atlantic silverside) is the source of this 334-nucleotide messenger RNA. The record is from the annotation of a GenBank genome assembly. Lineage: Eukaryota; Metazoa; Chordata; Actinopteri; Atheriniformes; Atherinopsidae.
GAUGCUGAUCGUUUACCCUCAGACCAAGACCUACUUCUCCCACUGGAAGGAUCUUGGCCCCAGCUCUCCUUCAGUGAGGAAGCACGGAAUAACUGUGAUGAAUGGAGUUGCUGAUGCUGUGGGCAAAAUCGACAACCUGACCGCUGGUCUCCUUAACCUCAGUGAGCUGCACGCCUUCACUCUGCGAGUGGACCCAGCCAACUUCAAGAUUCUCUCCCACAACAUCCUUGUGGUCAUGGCUAUCCUGUUCCCCACUGAGUUCACCCCUGAGGUCCACGUGGCCAUGGACAAGUUCCUGGCCUCCCUGGCUCUGGCUCUGGCUGAGAAGUACCGA